This is a messenger RNA of Oncorhynchus tshawytscha (Chinook salmon), 2405 nucleotides long. RefSeq names its product serine/arginine-rich splicing factor 1B. The transcript is spliced from 4 exons. Lineage: Eukaryota; Metazoa; Chordata; Actinopteri; Salmoniformes; Salmonidae. Bases 289 to 1050 code for a protein of 253 amino acids. Gene Ontology annotation, cellular component: nucleus; ribonucleoprotein complex; cytoplasm. Gene Ontology annotation, molecular function: mRNA binding. The record is from RefSeq and is a predicted model, not a curated record.
AGAUGAGCCCUGUGGACUAGUUUGUUUGGCGGAGGUAGGCAUUUCUAGAGUUCUCUACUGGGCACAUUUCCUGUAUUGAUGAAUGCCCUCGCGAAGAAGCGCGGUUCUGCACCGGGAGAAGUGUAGCUAGCUAGUAGACAGCUUUAAGCGCGAUUGAUACCUUAUUUCGUGUUUAUGCACUAUACUAAUAUGGUUUUCUAAUCGGUUGUGAUCUACUUGAAUACCGUUUUGAGAACUCGCUUUUUAUUUCAACUUCACGCUAAAAUAAACUAGCUAACGUUAGCUACUAUGUCGGGAGGCGUCGUGCGAGGCCCUGCAGGAAAUAACGAUUGUCGUAUUUACGUCGGAAAUCUACCCCCUGAUAUUCGCACCAAAGAUGUCGAGGACGUGUUUUACAAAUACGGAGCGAUUCGCGACAUCGACUUGAAAAAUCGGAGAGGAGGACCUCCCUUUGCCUUUAUCGAAUUUGAAGAUCCCAGGGAUGCCGACGAUGCAGUGUACGGACGAGACGGCUAUGACUACGACGGUUAUCGGCUGCGAGUUGAAUUCCCUCGGAGCGGCAGGGGUGGGGGGAGAGGCGGCUUUGGUGGUGGUGGUGGGGGGGUUGGUGGCGCCCCUAGAGGCAGAUACGGGCCGCCAUCCAGACGCUCCGAGUACAGGGUCAUUGUCUCUGGGCUUCCUCAGAGUGGCAGCUGGCAGGACCUCAAGGAUCACAUGCGUGAGGCUGGGGAUGUAUGUUAUGCUGAUGUUUUCAGAGAUGGAACUGGGGUUGUGGAGUUUGUGCGCAAAGAAGACAUGACCUACGCCGUUCGAAAACUGGAUAACACCAAAUUCCGAUCUCACGAGGGAGAGACCGCUUACGUUCGCGUGAAAGUAGAUGGUCCCCGCAGCCCGAGCUAUGGAAGAUCACGUUCCAGGAGCCGCAGUCGAAGCAGGAGCCGCAGCGCAGCCAGUCGCAGCCGCAGCAACUCUCGCGGUGGUGGUACCCGUGGUGGCAGAGGAUCUCCUCGCUACUCUCCACGCCAUAGCCGCUCUCGCUCCCGUUCCUAAACUCUGUUGCCCUUUUGGUGGAUCCCCUGUAAACAGUUCCCCUCUACACUUGUUUUUACCCCCUUUUGAGUUUUUCCAGAAGUCAACUAUAGAUUUGAAUUUUUGCAUUUCAUCUCCUGAUGUCCUAGUGGAAGGUCUUGGUAUGUAGGUCUAUCACCUUUCCUCCCUCCCCAGACCCUCCCUACUUUAGUCCUUUUGUUUUGAUCCCUUUCAAUUCAUUUUGAUUUACCGAUUGUCUGUCCUCAAUUUUUGCAACACUUGAAACCCGGUUGUUCUUUUUAAUGAGAUCAAUGUUUUUGUAAGUGUUGGAAAAUUGAGAUGUACUUUUUCAUGGGAUGGUGGGAGUUCAUUGCUAAACUGUUUUACCCUUGUGUCUUCCUUUAGACAUCUGAAGAUAAGGAUUAAAGAGUGAUUUGGAAUAAAAGUUGUGGAGCACAUUUCAUUUGUUUGAUCAGGAUAGGACAUCUUAGGAGGAGUCAGGUCGAGGCAAUGGUAUGCUUUAGUAUUGAUUAUUUGCAUCUAUUGAUAAAAUGGUUGCUACAAGAUGCAUGAUUGUCUCUUGAAUGUAGCACAAUUUUCUAUAUCAGAUAUACUUAUUGUUUGGCAACCUUUUUUAAGCACUGAUAAACAGUGCAUGUAUUUGGUUUUGUGCCAGGACAAAUGUCCUGGGGUAUACCUUUUCAACUUUAAUGUUACAUAGGAACCCUUUUUUCUUUUAUAGAUGCUGGUUUAAUUAGACAGGGGCUCUGGGCUUGUUUCAGCUCAAACAUUGAGAAAUAUAUAUUUUUUAAUCUAAACUGAAUUUGAUGCUUUUGGUGCUCACUUUUUUAAAUUGAUCAUUAGUAGUGACAUGUCAUGAGUGCACAAUAUAAGAAGUGGGCUGGGCCCAAAUCAGACAUGAUUCUAAUGGUUUCCCUCUGAUUUUUUUCCUGGUAUUUCAAGGUUUUGAUUGGAGGAGUGGCUCAGUGGAUCCCAAUCCUUGGAGCCGGAUCAGAGGAGCGUUUAGGGAAGGGAUAGGCAAGGAUGGAUGCUUGGAGCCGGAUCAAUUUUCCAGGAAUCAAAUCAAUUGAACUAAUUAAGGAAUCCUAGAUGCAACUUUUUUGAAUGGCCCAGUUUAUUUCAAUUUUUGAGCGAUAAAUAUGCGCAGAGUCAAAGGAUAAGGAUUAUUUACAUUUUUGGAGUAAGAAAAAGGAAACUGAGGACCAGGAAGUUGGAUCAAAGGAUGCAAGGAGUCUGGUAAAUAAGGCAUUAAAAUGUGGGAUGGUUGGGGAUUAUAUUUAGUAUAGUUAGUCUUUAUUACUUAAAUUUACUUUACUCUUUCAGUUUAGCAUUUUCAAUAAAAUCCUGAAAAGACA